This is a messenger RNA of Cuscuta epithymum, 1118 nucleotides long. Lineage: Eukaryota; Viridiplantae; Streptophyta; Magnoliopsida; Solanales; Convolvulaceae. The record is from the annotation of a GenBank genome assembly.
CUGAAAUCUUUGUUGGUCUUUGGAAGCUUCUCCGGUUAUCACUUUGUUAUUCAGAAAUGGCAGUCACAUUCCACAACCUUAGUUCUGAUUCUGGCCUCCAGAAGCUUGAUGAGUACCUUUUGAGUCGUAGUUAUGUCACUGGGUAUCAAGCAUCCAAAGAUGACAUUGUGGUGUUUUCAUCCUUGUCCAAGCCCCCAUCUCCACAACUAGUAAAUAUUUCUCGGUGGUACAACCACAUUGACGCGCUCUUGCGAAUUUCUGGUGUAACUGGAGAAGGUUGUGGUGUUAUUAUCGAAGGUUCUGCACCUGUCACUGAGUGUGUGGCAACACCACCUGCAUCUGACCCGAAGGCUGCAUCUGCUGAGGAUGAUGAUGAUGAUGAUGAUGUUGACUUGUUUGGAGAGGAGACUGAAGAGGAAAAGAAGGCUGCUGAAGAACGUUCUGCAGCUGUUAAGGCCUCUAUUAAAAAGAAAGAAUCUGGAAAAUCCUCAAUUCUUUUGGAUGUUAAGCCAUGGGAUGAUGAGACUGACAUGAAAAAGCUUGAAGAAGCUGUUAAAAGUGUUUCAAUGGAAGGAUUAUCUUGGGGUGCAUGCAAACUUGUUCCAGUUGGGUAUGGAAUUAAGAAACUACAAAUCAUGCUCACAGUCGUGGAUGACCUUGUUUCUGUUGAUGAUCUUGUGGAGAAUCAUCUCACUGUUGAACCUAUCAAUGAAUAUGUUCAGAGCUGCGAUAUCGUGGCUUUCAACAAAAUAUGAUUUUUUUUGCAUUUGGGUGCUGGGGGAAUGCGCUAUACUUAUGCUGCCUGCCAAGUACUGCUUCAAUCUUAUGUGGUUUUGUUAGACGCGGUGUUUUUUUGUUGGGACUCAUUGUGGUCUUUUGACUUCUGGUUACUGUUACAUAAUUGAUGUGGAACUUUAGCAUAAUUUAUUGGUAAUAUGCCUGCUGUUUUAUUUUCCUGAAGAUUUUAGUGUUCAAUGAGCUGCUGCUGCCCUUGUUAGUGCCCAUCUUCUAUUGGAUUGAUUGUGCUCAAGUGAACUGAUUAAGCUUGUUAAAAUUUAAUCUAUCUAGUCUGGUUUUUUACUUCACUGGAACCCAAAAUGUUCCAAUGAUGAUUAUAA